This is a messenger RNA of Nipponia nippon (crested ibis), 1818 nucleotides long. The record is from RefSeq and is a predicted model, not a curated record. Lineage: Eukaryota; Metazoa; Chordata; Aves; Pelecaniformes; Threskiornithidae.
AUGGGAGGAUGCUUCUCCAAGCCCAAACCAGUUGAAGUGAAAAUUGAAGUUGUGAUUCCUGAGAAGGAAAGAAGCAAGGAGGAGAUGUCGCCCAACGGGAAAGCCAGCCCCCUGAUCUACAAAGUCAAUGGAACUUCCCGGCACUAUCAUCUUGAGGAGCACCCCAUUGCCAGCAAUCCCUACCACAACCCAAAGGAUGUGGUGGAAGCAUCCGUGUGCCAUGUGAAGGACCUGGAGAAUGGACAGAUGCGGGAAGUGGACCUGGGCUGCGGGAAGGCUCUGCUCAUCAAGGAGAGCAGCGAGUUCCACGCCGUGGGACACAAGUGUCCCCACUAUGGGGCUCCGCUGGUCAAAGGGGUUUUGUCCAAAGGAAGAGUCCGCUGUCCCUGGCAUGGAGCUUGCUUCAACAUCAGCACAGGUGACAUAGAGGACUUUCCUGGCUUGGACAGCUUACCCAGGUUCCAGGUGAAGAUUGAGAAGGAGAAGGUGUACAUCCGAGCAAGCAAGCAGGCCCUUCAGACACAGAGGAGGACAAAGAUGAUGGCAAAGUGCAUCUCCUUGAGCAACUAUAACCUGAGCAGUACCAACGUGCUGAUCAUCGGUGCAGGGGCAGCUGGACUGGUCUGUGCAGAGACCUUGCGCCAGGAGGGUUUCUCGGACAGGAUUGUGAUGUGCACGAUGGACAGACACUUGCCCUACGACAGACCAAAGCUCAGUAAGUCGAUGGAUUCCCACCCGGAGCAGAUCGCCCUGCGCCCCAAGGAGUUCUUCCGCACCUACGACAUCGAAGUCCUGACUGAAAUGCAGGUUGCGGCUGUGGAUAUCAAGAACAAGACAGCUGUGUUCAAGGAUGGAUUUAAGAUGGAAUACAACAAGCUGCUGAUAGCCACUGGAAACACGCCUAAAGCUCUCAGCUGCAAAGGCAAGGAGGUGGAAAAUGUUUUCAACAUCCGGACACCUGAAGAUGCGAACCGUGUCGUGAAGCUGGCCACGAGCAAGAACGUGGUUAUCGUGGGAGCAUCCUUCCUGGGGAUGGAGGUGGCUGCCUACCUUGCGGAGAGGGCCCACUCGGUGUCCCUGGUGGAGCUGGAGGAAGUCCCCUUCAAGAAGUUCUUUGGGGAGAGGGUUGGCCGCGCUGUCAUGAAGAUGUUCGAGAGCAACAGGGUGAAGUUCUACAUGCAGACAGAGGUGUCGGAGCUGCGGGAGCAGGAGGGCAAGCUGAAGGAGGUUGUGCUGAAGAGCGGGAAGGUCCUGCGCGCCGAUGUGUGUGUUGUUGGUAUUGGUGCAGUCCCAGCGACGGGCUUUCUCAAGCAGAGUGGCAUCAACAUCGACUCCAAAGGUUUCAUCGUGGUCAACAAGAUGAUGCAAACCAAUAUCCCUGGAGUCUUUGCAGCUGGUGAUGCUGUCACAUUCCCACUGGCCUUGAGGAAUAAUAAGAAGGUGAACGUCCCUCACUGGCAGAUGGCCCAUAUGCAUGGCCGCAUAGCCGCGCUGAACAUGCUGGCCCACGGUAUGGAGAUCAGCACAGUCCCAUAUUUGUGGACUGCUAUGUUCGGGAAGAGCAUCCGAUAUGCAGGCCAUGGGGAAGGAUUCGAUGAUGUUGUCAUUCAGGGAGAUUUAGAUGAACUGAAGUUUGUGGCAUUUUAUACCAAGAGCGAUGAGGUGGUGGCUGUGGCCAGCAUGAACUACGACCCUAUCGUGUCCAAGGUGGCUGAGGUCCUGGCUGCCGGCAGGACCAUCCGAAAGCGCGAUGUCGAGCUGUUUGUCCGUCACGGCAAAACUGGAGAUAUGUCCUGGCUAACUGGGAAAGGGUCCUAA